UUUUCUUUCAACGAAGAGAGAUAUCAAAUACAGGAGGAGAUAUAUGAUGAGAAAAACAACACCGUCACCAUCAGUGGCCCCUUCUGUCCCAGGAAGCUCGCUAAAAAGCUCCGCUGCAAAGCUGGAAAUGCCAUUAAAUGCAUCAAGAUCGUCGACAAAAAGCCUCCAGCGCCGCCUCGUCCCGACGAGCCUAAGCCUCCGCCUCCGCCUCCGCCUCCGCCGCCUCCUUGUUCCACCGUGGUUGUUGUUGUGGUUCCUCCGCCGCCUCCUCCUCCAGCUGAACCCGAGCCUCCGCCUCCUCCCCCAGAACCAAAACCAAAACCAAAACCAAAACCAAAACCAACUCCUGAACCGGUCUGCCCACCGCCCCAACCAAUAGGGGUUUGUUGUGGACCAUGUUAUGAGGGAUAUGGAGGGGGACCAUGUCAUGAAGGUUAUGGAAGGCCACAGCCGUGCGAUUGUGGCUGUGGAGGAUCGCGAUCUACGUGCUAUGAUGGCUGGGGAAGGAGACCACAGCCGUGCUAUUGUGGCUGUGGAGGAUCACAGUCGACGUGUUACAAUGGUUGGGGAAGACCACCACAACCGUGCUAUUGUGGCUGUGGAGGAUCACAGUCGACGUGCUAUAAUGGCUGGGGAAGACCACCACAACCGUGCCAUUGUGGCUGUGGAGGAUCGCAAUUGCAGUGCUCUAGGAGAUAUGGAAGAUCGAGUUACGGGAGCCACUGCGGUCUCUUCAUUGAAGAAGACCCAAAUUCAUGCAUCAUCAUGUAAUGUUUAAUGUUGCAGACCAACCCACCCUCUCUCCCUCCCUCCCUCCCUCCCUCCCUCCCUCCCUCCCUUCCUUUGUAUUGGUCCAUUUUCAAUAAACCGGAUCAGGUGGUUGGUCCACUAAUUGAAGGGUUUAAUUUGUGAUGUUUUGGGUGAUGUGGGUUCAUUUAGAGUUUCUAUUUUCAUUCUCUCUUCUAAGCUUUUACAAAUAAAGGUUGAACAAUGCAAAAUAAAAAGUAGUGAGAAUCUAUAUUGUAAUGUUGGAAUAAAAGUGGGAAAGUUCAUUGAAUUUUCA
Molecule: messenger RNA, 1063 nt
Organism: Macadamia integrifolia
Lineage: Eukaryota; Viridiplantae; Streptophyta; Magnoliopsida; Proteales; Proteaceae
Product: chitin-binding lectin 1-like
Exons: 1
Biological process (GO): regulation of defense response to fungus
Source: RefSeq, a predicted model, not a curated record